CUUUCUGCCCCGCCCCUUUUUUCCCAGCCUCCUUUGCGCGUCUUCCUGGAAGGAGGGGGGAAGAGAGAGAGAGAGAGGAAGAAAGAAGCCGCCCCUCGGAGGCCCCCCACACGAUGACCACCCUGGACGAUAAGCUGCUGGGGGAGAAACUCCAGUACUACUACAGCAGCAGCGAUGAGGAGGAUAGUGAGAAGGACGACAACGAGGGAUCUGCCGCUGCCCACGAUGCCGCCGUGACGGAAGAGGUGGCACUCAGCGCUGACGGCAGUGCCAUAAACACAGGCCCUAAAGGCGUGAUCAACGACUGGAGAAGGUUCAAACAGCUGGAAACGGAGCAGAGGGAGGAGCAGUGCCGGGAGAUGCAGAGGCUCAUCCAGAAACUCUCCAUGACCUGCCAAUCACACCUGGAUGAAGAGAAGGACAAGCAGAAGCAGAAGGAGCUGCAGGAGAAGCUGAACGACAAGCUGGCACUGCACCAGGAAGCGGACGACGAGGCGUUCCUGCAGCAAUACCGCAAGCAGCGCAUGGAGGAAAUGCGCCGCCAGCUGCACCCGGGCCAACAGUUUAAGCAGGUCUUUGAGAUCCAAAGCGCCGAGGCCUUCUUGGAGACGGUGGACCAAGGCAACAAGAAAACCCUGGUCAUGAUCCACAUCUACGAGGACCACAUCCCCGGGGCCGAAGCCCUGGACGGCUGCAUGCUCUGCCUGGCCGCCGAGUACCCCACGGUGAAAUUCUGCCGGGUGCGCAGCUCCCUGAUCGGCACCAGCUCCCGCUUCACCAGCAACGCCCUGCCGGCCCUGCUGGUUUACAAGGGCGGGGAGCUGAUCGGCAACUUCAUCCGCCUCACCGACCAGCUGGGCCAAGACUUCUUCGCCGCGGACUUGGAGGCUUUCCUACAGGAGUUCAGCCUGCUGCCGGAGAAGGACGUGGUGCUCUACACCACCUCCAUUUGCAACGCUGCCUCGUGCUACGACGAGGAGAGCGACUUGGAGAUCGACUGAGAACCAGAGCCACGGGGUCCCCGCUCCCGUUUGCCCCCCUCCCUCGAGGGCCCCUGGCUGGCUUGAAAAGGGUAGUAGUCAUUCACCCUCGAGCCCCCCAGACCCAUCGGGCAGGUCUGCAACUUCGGCGGUGGUCCCCGAGCCCUGCCAUCCUCCUCCUCCUCCUGGGCAACUGCGUAGAUUCAGAAAUAGGCCUUUUUAGUUUGGAGUCCUGUCACUGCAGCCACCCCCAGAGCGGGGAGGUGGGGCGCGUGUGGGUCAGCCCUACCGUUUGCUUGGAGAGAGGGAGCCUCUCGUCCUUCGCUUCAAACCUGACCCGCGAUCGGCAGGACGUGGAUGUCUCGAGUUGCUUGGGGUGGGGGGGCCGCUCCUAGCCUGGUUACCUUUUUUCCGUCCCGUGAAAAAUUCUCUCUCUCUCUGUCUCUCUCUCUCUCUUUCCCUCCCUCCCUCCCUCCCUCUUCCUCUCCCUCUGGUCGUGGCCGUCUCGGAGUGUCUGUGUCGCCCUCUCCUCCCCCACCACCAAUCGUGCAGAUUGACUGUCGAAGACGUCUCCAUGCCUAGCAAAACUUACCAUGUUUUCUUAACGCAAUAAAAGAUUAAAAUCCGAA
Pantherophis guttatus is the source of this 1609-nucleotide messenger RNA. It is a transcript of the gene PDCL, whose product is annotated as phosducin like. The record is from RefSeq and is a predicted model, not a curated record. Gene Ontology annotation, cellular component: cytoplasm. Gene Ontology annotation, biological process: regulation of G protein-coupled receptor signaling pathway; heterotrimeric G-protein complex assembly. NCBI's taxonomy places the organism in Eukaryota, Metazoa, Chordata, Lepidosauria, Squamata, Colubridae.